Molecule: messenger RNA, 3246 nt
Organism: Asparagus officinalis (garden asparagus)
Lineage: Eukaryota; Viridiplantae; Streptophyta; Magnoliopsida; Asparagales; Asparagaceae
Exons: 8
Coding region: 1-3246 (1081 amino acids)
Source: RefSeq, a predicted model, not a curated record
AUGGGGACAUCAGCAAGUUUCCCGAGGGGGUACGGAAACCUGGUGGCGGCGGCGGCAGCGAGCGGCGUCAAGCUUGUCCUCGUUGAGGUCGUGGAGGAACCUGCAACUAUUGUCGUUCUUGCAGAACCUCCUGGCGAAGUAGAGACAGGGGUGACGGAGGUAGCAGCGGUGUUGGAGGUUUCGAGUGAGACAUUGCUUGCACAAAUCUUCAUUGAAAAGAUGAAGGAAAAAGAGUGGGUGUGGCUCCACGGAUCCACCCUCGAGUACCAGCAAAAAGCAUUACAAUUUGUAAAGACAGCUGAAAAGAAUUUGGGAUUUCCUACAAGGAUGUUCUGCCCUUGCACGGAAUGUCGUAAUAUGAGCCAUCAAGAUGGAAGUACAAUUUUUGAACACUUGGUUACAAAGGGGAUGGAUCUUUCAUACCGAAUGAAAUCACAUUGGAAUAAGCAUGGAGAGAAAAAAGAAAGUGGUGAGAAGCUUGAUUAUGAAGCCACUAAGGACGAGACAUAUAACUUAUUCCAAGCUGCCUACUUUAUAGAUGAAGAACUUGUUCAGCCUAUACCUAUUAAUGAACCUUCUGAACAUGGACAUGGUGACGAGUUCAUAAGGAGACUAGAAGAAGCACAAACUCCUUUGUAUCCAGGCUGCGAAAGUUACACAAAGUUGUCAGCUAUUGUAGAUUUGUAUGGACUCAAAGGCAAGAGUGGAUUAUCAAGUAAACAUUUCAAUGAGUUGUUAGGUAUCAUUAAACGUAUGUUGCCAAAGGAUAAUGUUUUGCUAGAUUCAGCCGCUUCAAUUAAAAGCUUCCUCAAGAUAUUUGACAUGGGGUAUGAAAAGAUUCACGCUUGUGUGAAUGAUUGCUGUCUCUUUAGAAAGAAGUAUGAGGAACUGGACAACUGUCCAACAUGUGGUGCCUCAAGAUGGAAGAUAAAUAAGCAUAGUAAAGAAAUCAGAAAAGACGUUCCAGUUAAGGUUUUGAGAUAUUUUCCUAUUAUUCCUAGAUUUAAAAGGAUGUUCAGGUCUUCACAAAUGGCUAAAGAUUUGAGAUGGCAUUUUGAUAACAAAAGCAGUUCAGCUGAUCCACGCAAUCUCAGACUUGGACUUGCUACUAAUGGUUUCAACCCGUUCUCCAUCUUAAGCUCUAAAUAUAGUUGUUGGCCGGUAAUGCUUGUGAAUUAUAAUUUGCCUCCUAUGUUGUGCAUGAAGAAAGAUAAUAUUAUGCUAACAUUGCUGAUUCCUGGUCCAAAGCAACCGGGAAACGACAUAGAUAUCUAUUUGCAACCACUUGUAGAUGAUUUGCAAUUGUUGUGGGAGAAUGGGGUUGAGGCUUAUGAUGCAUUUAGCAAAUCAACUUUCAAUUUGAAGACAAUGUUGAUGUGGACUAUAAAUGACUUUCCAGCAUAUGGAAAUCUUGCUGGCUGUUCUACAAAAGGAAGAAAAGCAUGCCCUAUAUGUGGGAAAAAUACACAUCAUAGAUGGUUACGCUUCAGCAAGAAGUUUUCAUACAUGGGUCACAGGAAAUUUCUGAAACCCUCACAUCCAUACCGAAGAAAGAAAUCAUGGUUUGAUAAUAGUAUAGAGCAUGGCAGCAAGCCCAAAGCCUUAACAGGUCACAAUAUUUCUGCUGAACUUCUAUUACGUCAUAAUUUAGACGUGAUGCACAUAGAGAAAAACAUUUGUGAGAGCAUAAUAAGCACUAUGUUGCAUAGUGGGAAAUCAAAAGAUGGGAUAAAUGCUCGUAAGGACUUGGAAGAUAUUGGAAUUAGGAAAGACUUGCAUCCAGAACAGCGGGGAAGCAGAUUGUACCUUCCACCAGCACCACAUACAUUUUCAAGGUCUGAAAAGAAAAGAUUUUGCAAGAGGAUAUGUGACUUCAAAGGGCCUGAUGGUUAUUGCUCAAAUAUCGGGAACUGCAUAACAUUGGAGGAUUGUAAGAUUAUGGGGCUUAAAUCUCAUGUUUAUCAUGUCCUAAUGCAGCAAUUGUUGGCUGUUGCUAUAAGAGGAUUGUUACCGAAAGAGCCUAGAAAAGCGAUAAUUCAAUUAUCUAGAUUUUUCAAUAGAUUAUGCCAGCGUGCUAUUGAUAGAGAAAAGUUGCUGGACCUUGAGAAUGAGAUCAUUGAAACUUUGUGUCAAUUGGAACGCUUUUUCCCGCUGUCAUUUUUUGAUAUCAUGGUACAUUUACCGGUUCAUCUAGCAAGAGAGGCACGCUUGUGUGGUCCAGUUCAUUUUCGUUGGAUGUAUCCUUUUGAGAGGUACAUGAAGACACUAAAAAAAUGUGUCCGAAAUCUUGCAAGACCUGAGGGGUGUAUUGCAGAGUCAUACCUAGCUGAAGAGUGCAUCGGCUUUUGUAGCGAGUUUCUAAAACAGUCAAUACAUGUGAAGGAAAAAGAAGUUCGCAAUGACGAAUUUGAAAAUGAUGUCAUUUUUGAAGGUCGUCCUAUAUCUAAGACUACUUCAAUCACACUUACCGAUAAAGAGAAAGAUAUUGCACAUCGUUCAGUAUUACUGAACACAGCAAUAAUGGAUCCAUUUUUAGAUAUGCAUUUGGAGGAGUUGCAAGCAAAAUACAAACAACUUGAAAAAAAUCAGACCUUACUUUGGAAGCGGCAUACUGAGAAAAUUGCAGAAUGGACAAAAAAUAAGAUUCCUAUUGACUCGAAUGAUCAUUCAAAGACAUUAAGAUGGUUGGCAUAUGGUCCUAAAAAGAGUGCACUAUCAUGUAAGGGAUACAUUAUCAAUGGGCUACGGUUUCACACAAAGGAUGUUGACAGGGAAACACAAAAUAGUGGGGUGACUUAUGAUGCAAUAACCAUGUGUAGAGCAAGUGCAAAAGAUACUGCACAAGUGGCUGAUCUGGUUUCAUAUUAUGAAAUAUUGACAGAUAUCAUUUUACUAGACUACCAUCUAUUUUAUGUUCCAUUGUUUAAGUGUCAUUGGGCCAAUAAAGGAAAUGGUGUUAAGGAAGAAGAUGGAUUCACACUUGUAAACUUACAGCAGAGUCAAGUAUCAUUUGCAAGAGAUCCAUAUAUCCUAGCAUCUCAAGCAAAACAGGUUUUUUAUUCAAGAGAAGAUGAUUCGUCUAAUUGGUAUGUAGUAAUGAAGGCACCACCAAGAGGUUACCAUGAGUUGGAGACAGAUGAUGAGAAUGCAGAUGCAUCUUUUUUGCCACAGGAAAUUGAAAUGGAUAUUGAUGAUUAUGAGACAGAGAGUUAUGUCAGGGUGGACUGUGAGGGACUACUUGUGUGA